This is a messenger RNA of Cavenderia fasciculata, 141 nucleotides long. RefSeq lists its product as uncharacterized. The record is from RefSeq and is a predicted model, not a curated record. Lineage: Eukaryota; Evosea; Eumycetozoa; Acytosteliales; Cavenderiaceae. The transcript has a single exon. The coding region runs from base 1 to 141 and encodes 46 amino acids.
AUGACAAUAUACCAAUAUGGAAAGACGAGUCCAACAUGUGAAAAUAGAUAUAUUAGAAUGGAUCCAUUUUCAAACUAUAGGAAUGUCCAUCCAAGUUGUCGCCAUCCUCAUCAUCGUCAUCGUAGACAAGAUAAUAAAUAA